GGCGCCUUCAGCCAGCGGGCGCGGGAGGCGCGAGCCGCUCCAGCCGUCCUGCCUCCGUCCGCGCGGGCCGCUUGUCCCCUCGGGGCCCCUGGGUCCCGGGCCCGCGGCUCCGGGGGGCGGGCGGGGGCCCCCGGGGCCCGCCUGCUGCCUGGGGGUCUGAGGACGACGCCCUCCGGGCGCGGAGGAGCGGCCGCGGGUCCCCGCGCAGGGCGCCCAGCUCCGGAAGCCGGGCCCGCGGCGCGCUGGCGCCGGGGCGCCGGCCCGGCCCCGGGGUCCCCGCCGGCGGCAGCGCUGGUGGGAAGCGCCGUGUGGUGCGUGAAGCGCGCGGGGGCCGCGCGCUGGCGCUGGGAGCGCGCCGUCGGCGUGGACUGCAGCUCCCCGGAGCCGCGCUGCCUCUGGCUGCCCUGUCUCGGCCACAGCGACCGCCGCUUGUCCGGGCCGCGCCGGGCCAGGCUGCCACUGGGCCCUAGAGAUGGGUGCUCUCCUGGGCGCCCCCUUCCCUGGCAGGGGCCACGGACGCUGCUGCUGCACAAGAGCCUCCAGGAUGGCUUUGGCUUCACCCUGCGCCACUUCAUCGUGUACCCUCCAGAGUCAGCCGUGCACUGCAGCCUGAAGGAGGAAGAGAAUGGAGGCCGAGGAGGAGCUGUGCAUGGGUGUGACCUUCAGCAGCCACCCCCAGCUAACCUGGCUGAUGCUCACCAGGACCCUCCCCCCGGCACCGCUUGGAGCCCAUGGAUACCAUUUUUGUCAAGAAUGUGAAGGAUGAUGGUCCCGCCCACAGGGCGGGGCUUCGCACAGGAGACCGCCUGGUCAAGGUGAAUGGGGAGAGCGUCGUUGGGAAGACCUACUCCCAGGUCAUAGCUCUGAUCCAGAAUAGACCCUGGUACCUCAGCCUGCCUGACGUGCUGCCCUGUCUCUGUAGUGAUGAUAUUCUGGAGCUCUCCAUCAUGCCUAAGGACGAGGACAUCCUCCAGCUGGCCUACUCCCAGGAUGCCUACCUGAAGGGGAACGAGCCGUAUUCUGGAGAGGCCCGGAGCAUCCCAGAGCCGCCCCCAAUCUGCUACCCUCGCAAGACCUACGCCCCAUCGGCCCGUGUCUCCACCUGGGCCGCUAUGGUGCCUGAGCCCCUUUCAGCACUACCCAGUGACCCCCGGAGUCCGGCUGCCUGGAGUGACCCGGGGCCCCGUGUCCCAUCCACAGCCCGUGCCCAUCUGGACAACCCUUCCUUGGGGAUGAGCCAGCCCCGCCCCAGCCCUGGUGCCUUUCCCCACCACCCCUCGGAGCCCCGGAUGCCCCGUGCCUUCCCAGAGCCUGGCAGCCGGGUGCCCCCCAGCAGACUGGAGUGCCAGCAGGCCUUGUCUCACUGGCUGUCGAACCAGGUACCCCGCAGGGCGGGGGAGAGACGGUGCCCUGCCAUGGCCCCUCGGGCCCGCAGUGCCUCCCAGGACCGGUUGGAGGAUGUGACUGCCCACCGCCCAUGGCCCUGCUCCACCUCCCAGGGUGCCUUGAGCCAGCUGGGCCAGGAGGGCUGGCACCGAGCCCGCUCAGAUGACUACCUGAGCCGGCCCACCCGCUCAGCUGAGGCACUGGGGCCAGGGGCACUGGUGUCACCCCGCUUCGAGCGCUGUGGCUGGGCUUCCCAGCGCCUGUCUGCCCGCACCCCAGCCUGCCCGCCCAGGGACCUGCCAGGGCCCCAGGCCCCACCCCCACCUGGCCUGCAGGGCCUGGACGACAUUGGGUACAUUGGGUACCGAAGCUACAGCCCAUCAUUCCAGCGCCGGACUGGACUCCUCCACGCACUCUCCUUCCGGGACUCACCCUUUGGGGGACUACCCACCUUCAACUUGGCCCAGGCCUCUGCACCGUUCCCAGGAGAGGCCUCCGAACCACUCAGGGUUGGCCGGCCAGAACCCGGCACCCGGGCCCUGGAGCCCCCCGCUGAGGACCACCGCGAUGAGGUGGUCCUGAGGCAGAAGCCUCCGACGGGCCGCAAGGUCCAGCUGCCCCCUGCCAGACAGAUGGACCUCGGGCUUGGGGGCGAGUCCCCAGAGCCAGAGGCCGGUGUGCAAGGACGCCUGGGCAGGAAGGUGGCCCCUUUGGCUGCUACUGAAGAUUCUCUGGCUUCCAUCCCCUUCAUCGAUGAGCCGACCAGCCCCAGCAUCGACCUCCAGGCUAAGCAUGUCCCUGCCUCCGCUGUGGUCUCCAGUGCCAUGAACUCAGCCCCUGUCCUGGGGACCAGCCCAUCCUCCCCAACCUUCACCUUCGCCCUGGGCCGCCAUUACUCCCAGGACUGCAGCAGCAUCAAGGCCGGCCGCCGCCGCUCCUCCUACCUGCUGGCCAUCACCACGGAGCGCUCCAAGUCCUGCGACGACGGGCUCAACACCUUCCGGGAGGAGGGCAGGGCUCUGCGGCGUCUGCCCAACCGAGUACCCAGCCUGAGGAUGCUUCGAAGCUUCUUCACUGACGGGUCCUUGGAUAGUUGGGGCACUUCUGAAGAUGCUGAUGCUCCUUCUAAGCGACACUCAACCUCUGACCUCUCAGACUCGACCUUCAGUGAUAUCAGGAGAGAAGGCUGGUUGUAUUAUAAGCAGGUCCUCACCAAGAAGGGGAAGAAAGCGGGCGGCGGCCUGCGCCAGUGGAAGCGCGUGUACGCCGCCCUGCGGGCGCGCUCGCUCUCGCUGAGCAAGGAGCGGCGGGAGCCCGGGCCAGCGGCGGGGGCGGCGGCGGCCGUCGCAGGUGAGGACGAGGCGGCGCCCGUCUGCAUCGGCUCCUGCCUGGUGGACAUCUCCUACAGCGAGACCAAGAGGAGGCACGUGUUCCGGCUGACCACCGCUGACUUCUGUGAAUAUCUCUUUCAGGCUGAGGACCGGGAUGACAUGCUGGGCUGGAUCAGAGCAAUCCGAGAGAACAGCAGGGCCGAGGGCGAGGACCCCGGCUGUGCCAACCAAGCUCUGAUCAGCAAGAAGCUUAAUGAUUACCGCAAAGUGAGCCAUAGCUCUGGGCCCAAAGCUGAUUCCUCCCCAAAAGGCUCUCGUGGCCUGGGAGGCCUCAAGUCUGAGUUUCUUAAACAGAGUACAACACGUGGCCUCAGGACUCCGGACCAGCCUGCAGGGAGCAAGGAUGAUAGCACUGCUGCCCCCAAAACUCCCUGGGGCAUCAACAUCAUCAGGAAGAACAGGAAGGCAGCCCCCAGGGCAUUCGGGGUCCGGCUGGAGGAGUGCCAGCCAGCCACCGAGAACCAGCGCGUCCCCCUGAUUGUAGCUGCCUGCUGUCGUAUUGUGGAGGCACGGGGACUGGAAUCCACGGGCAUUUACCGAGUGCCAGGCAACAAUGCAGUGGUGUCCAGCCUUCAGGAGCAGCUGAACCGUGGACCCGGCGACAUCAACCUGCAGGAUGAGCGCUGGCAGGACCUCAAUGUCAUCAGCAGCCUGCUCAAGUCCUUCUUCCGAAAGCUACCUGAGCCCCUUUUCACGGACGACAAAUACAGUGACUUCAUCGAGGCCAACCGCAUUGAAGACUCAAGGGAGCGGAUGAAGACACUGCGGAAGCUGAUCCGGGAUCUCCCAGGACACUACUAUGAAACGCUCAAAUUCCUUGUGGGUCAUCUGAAGACCAUUGCUGACCACUCGGAGAAAAACAAGAUGGAGCCCAGGAACCUGGCCCUGGUCUUCGGGCCGACACUGGUGAGGACGUCUGAGGACAACAUGGCGGACAUGGUGACCCACAUGCCCGACCGCUACAAAAUUGUGGAGACGCUGAUCCAGCAUUCAGACUGGUUCUUCAGUGACAAUGAGGACAAGGGAGAGAAAACCCCUGUGGAUGACAAGGAGCCUCAGUCAGUGCCCAACAUCGAGUACCUCCUGCCUAACAUUGGGAGGACAGUGCCCCCAGGUGACCCAGGUCCAGAUGCUACCACCUGUAGUUCAGCCAAGCCCAAGGGCUCGUGGGCCCCCAAGAAGGAGCCGUACGCCCGGGAGAUGCUGGCGAUCUCCUUCAUCUCCGCGGUCAACCGCAAGCGGAAGAAGCGGCGGGAGGCGCGGGGGCUGGGCAGCAGCACCGACGACGACUCGGAGCAGGAGGCGCACAAGCCCGAGGCGGGGACGCCGGCGCCGGGGGGCCAGCACCAGCCGGAGGGGCAGCCGCCGGGCGCCGCUGCCCCCGAGCCCCCCGGGCGCCUCAGCCCCCCGGCGGUGCCGGAGGAGCGGCCGGCCGCGGAUACGCGCUCCAUCGUCUCGGGCUACUCCACCCUGUCCACCAUGGACCGCAGCGAGUGCUCGGGCGCCGGGGGCCGGCGGGCGGGCGCGGGGGACGAGGCGGACGACGAGCGCAGCGAGCUGAGCCACGUGGAGACGGACACGGAGGGCGGCGCGGGGCCCGGGGGGCGCGCGUCGCGCCGGCCCUCCUUCAGCUCGCACCGCCUCAUGCCCUGCGAUACUCUGGCGCGGCGCCGCCUGUCCCGGGGCCGCCCCGACGGCGAGGGCGCGGGCGCGGGCUGGGGGGCCGCCGAGCUGCCGGGCUCGGCCUCGUCCAGCAGCCAGGAGUCACUGCGCCCCGCGGCGGCCCCGGCGGCGGCGGGGCUCGGAUCGCGGCCCUCGCGCCUCGAGGCGCUGCGGCUGCGCCUCCGCGGCACGGCCGACGACAUGCUAGCUGUGCGCCUGCGGCGGCCGCUAUCGCCCGAGACGCGGCGACGCCGGAGCAGCUGGCGCCGCCACACGGUGGUGGUGCAGAGCCCGCUGACCGACCUCAAUUUCAACGAGUGGAAAGAGCUGGGCGGAGGGGGCCCCCCGGAGCCUGCGGGUCCUCGGGCGCACAGUGACAACAAGGACUCGGGCCUCAGCAGCCUGGAGUCCACCAAGGCGCGGGUCCCGUCGUCCGCGGCCUCGCUGCCGCCCGCGCCCGGAGCCCUGCAGAGCCAGCCCCCGCGCCGUGCCGCCGCCGCCAGCCUCCAUCAGUGUCUCUGACCAGCCCCGCCCCACCCCGCCUGGUGGCCGCCCCCUCCGCCCCCACGCAAACGGGCGUCUCCUCUGGCUUGCGCCCCCUCCUGUGUCGCGCCCGGGUGCAUCAGGCCCUCCAGCCUGUAUCUGAUUGGGAUGCUGUAAUUGGUAGCGGGGUGGGUAGAGGAGAAUGCCGGGUUUGGGCAACGACAGAGUGAAGGGGAGGGAGGGAGGCUCCAGAAACAGAGGGGGGUUGUAGGCUGCUGGAGCCCCGUGCAGGGCUGCUGAGUGCCUCUCCCCUGGUGAGUGACGGUGUGUGCCCUUCUGGCCUUCCUGUGUCUGCACUUAGGGAUCCUUGUCUGCCAUGGGGUGUGGAUAGGGAACCCCGAAGUCUGAGGCUAAAGAAAAGACACCGGGUGAUGCUGGCUUUUCGCUCCUUUCCUGUGCCCACCCGCCUCCUCUUAGCUCCUAGCUAAGGUGUGGGGGGAGGUUGAUUACGUCUGGGGAGAGGAGAUGUAGGGCGGUGGUGCCCAUGGGGGGAAGGGGGUUGUGUAUGUGUGUGUAGUCACUGUCCAAAGGUGUUACCAGUAGCAGCUCCUCCACUCGUGUCCCCUUCGUCCCUCCCCCCACCACUCCCAGGGCUCCCUGCCUUUGGUACACCCAGGGGUCCUGCCCCCUAUUGCUUGCAGAGCCAGAGAAGGGGGUUGGGGCCACUCCAUAGAGGCAAGAAUAAGACACUGACCAGGGCUUCUCCCCCACCAACCUUUUACCAAAUUGUAAAUCACCCCACCUAGGGGACUGCGUUAACCAUGGGGAGCUGCCCAUUCCCCAGCCAGUUUUGGGAGGGUGCAGGGCUCCCCCUCCUAGGCCCCCCUUGGCCCUCUUUUUAUUCUUCCAGCUGUGCCUGCUUCUUCCACAGCUCAGGCACACAGACCCCCACCUUCUUCCCCUUAGGAGGGGGCAAAGUAAAGCAUCCCUGGUGUUUCUCUCUCUCUCUCUCUCACACACACACACACACACACACACACACACACACACUGAUUUAUGGGGUCUGAGCUGGGCUGUUCCUUCAGGAUGGGCGGGACCCAGCCCCCUCUUCUCCUCAGCCCCCUCUUCUCCCCACACGUUGUAAAUAGACCUCAGAUCACCAGGCCUCCCCCACAUGCCCUCACUUAUUCCAGGCAAGCCCAGGUAGGGUUCUGAAGCCAAGUCUAUCAGUCCUCUUGUUUUAUGCAAAGAUUUGCUGCAAAGUAGAUUUCUCUGUCCUCCCUCCUGCAUCCUUUUAUUGUAAAUAUUGUCUCUAAAUGUGUAACAUAUUAUAAAGAAUUUAUAAGGAUUUUUAAAGAUGUUUUGCUCAUUUAAAAAAGUGUUAACAGUGUUGGCUAGGUCUCCUGUCCCACGUCCGCAUGUCUCCUUCCACUGUGUCCUUGACACACCUCUUUAGGCGACAACUAAGAUUUCCUGCUUCUGAAAAGUCCUGUCUUUAAAGUAUAGUCUAUAUCUUGGAAAUAAAUGACCUUCCUUAAGGCA
This is a messenger RNA of Manis pentadactyla (Chinese pangolin), 6464 nucleotides long. It is a transcript of the gene ARHGAP23, whose product is annotated as Rho GTPase activating protein 23. The record is from RefSeq and is a predicted model, not a curated record. Gene Ontology annotation, molecular function: protein binding. Gene Ontology annotation, biological process: signal transduction. NCBI's taxonomy places the organism in Eukaryota, Metazoa, Chordata, Mammalia, Pholidota, Manidae. The coding region runs from base 732 to 4961 and encodes 1409 amino acids. The transcript has 24 exons.